Pyricularia grisea is the source of this 2799-nucleotide messenger RNA. RefSeq lists its product as uncharacterized. The transcript is spliced from 2 exons. Gene Ontology annotation, molecular function: ATP-dependent DNA damage sensor activity; ATP binding; ATP hydrolysis activity. The record is from RefSeq and is a predicted model, not a curated record. The coding region runs from base 1 to 2799 and encodes 932 amino acids. Gene Ontology annotation, cellular component: MutLalpha complex. Gene Ontology annotation, biological process: mismatch repair. Lineage: Eukaryota; Fungi; Ascomycota; Sordariomycetes; Magnaporthales; Pyriculariaceae.
AUGCCCAUUGCUCCCCUCCCGCAGGACACCGUCCGCCUCCUGCGCGGCCAUGUGGUAAUCAGUACGCCCGUCUCCGUGGUCAAGGAGCUGUUGGACAACUCAAUCGAUGCCAAAGCCACCAGCAUCGAGGUGCUCGUCUCACGCAAUACGGUGGACAGGAUUGAAGUCCGUGACAAUGGAGUAGGGAUCGAAACUCGGGACUUCGAAGCGCUUGGGCGCCGUGGCCAUACGAGCAAGUUGAAGUCGGCCGAAGAGCUGGAAACCAUUGGCGGCACGUCUCUCGGGUUUCGUGGCGAGGCUCUUGCGGCCGUGGCUGCAGUCGCAAAGGUAACGGUCACCACAAGGACGGCUGCAGACGACACAGCAACUGUCUUUGACUUGCUUGCGAACGGCAAAGGGACGCUCAAGAACGCAAUUAAGUCUACGCCUGUAGGAACAACAGUAACAGCUUUAGACAUGUUUGAACGUUUACCAGUGCGGAAGAAGGUAGCCAUCAAAGAGGCCAAGUCAACGAUAGCCAAGAUGAAGCAGCUUCUCACCGCCUAUGCGCUAGCUAGGCCGCAGCUGAAGUUGGCCAUCAAAGAAAUAGGCGUGACUCAUUCAUGCUUUUCGUACUCACCUCGGCCUCAUGCGACAAUGAAGGCGGCCGCGAUAUGUCUGUUCGGACCGGACCUCAUUGCGCAGUGCGUUGAAAUGACCCACAGGACAGUCGCUUCGGCCAGAUGCAAAGACCUCGCCGAUGGUGUUGUUACUGACAUUCCGGGCCAAUAUGACGGUUAUAUCGAGGUUGUCGCUCUUAUCCCUGCUCAAGGUGCUGCCCCAGCCAAGAUCUCAAACAAGGGUGCUUUCUUCUCUGUGGAUUCUCGACCAGUAUCCGCCUCAAGAACAGUUUUCAAGAAGAUCUACAGUUGCUUCAAAAAAUGCAUUGCCAAAUGUCUCGAGGCGUGCGAUGAUGAGAAGAAAGUCAAAGAACCCUUCAUUGCACUGAACAUUAAGUGUCCUCAAGGAGGCUAUGAUGUGAACCUUGAGCCUGCAAAGGAUGAUGUGCUUUUUACCAACGAGCAAUGUAUCAUUGACGCAUGUGAUGCUCUGUUUGAGAAGACUUACAGGAAUUCUCCUUUCCAGGGUGAGGUUGAGCGAAUCUGCGAUCUAACUCCAGGCAGUUCAAUCGCCCCAGCGAAAGAUAUGGCAAAAAUCAGCAUUCUUGCCCAGAGUGAUCCGCGGAGAGCCGGCGACAUUGACUUCUCAUCCGGUCCCAAUCAACCAACGGAUGCUUCUGGCCAGGAGCCAGUGUCUGAUGAUAUUGGUAUUUACCAUGCUGCGCAUGUCAAGAAUCCUCCCCACGAGAAGACAACAUCAAGAGGUGGACCUCAAUGGAGUGUCAGCAUGAUGGGUGGUGACAGCAGCGAGGAUGAGGACUCACACCCAACACAGAAUCAGUCUGCCAAACAGAAAAGUAAUACUAUCGGGUUGUGUGCUCAGUCGGACUCGAGUGUUCCGACCUCACCCCAUCAAGAGGAAGAAGUUUCGCGGCCACUGGAUGGGGUCAAUCCUUGGAUGCUUGCAAAAAUGAACGCUGCUAUCAAACAGGCAAAUGGAUCCCAACCUGUGCGUCCUGAUGCACAAGAAGACAUUCCAACCACUCCGUCAUCCCCAACGUCGCGGGGCGAACCUCAAGGAUCGCGUCCAGAGCUUGCCCCUGGCCAAGCAUUCUGGGAUAAGACCUCAACUAUCGAUGCUCCUGUGUCCCCACCACGUUUCCCUGCUAUCAGAGAUCUAGAGUUUCCAAUAUUUGGCCAGUCCUCAGUGCUGUCACCAAUGUCAGCUCACCCUCUGAUUCACGGAAGCAUAUUUCGAAGUCCUUCGCCGUCAAACAAUCGAGAACGUCGGAAAUCAUCAUGUCCACCUGAAACCGAUCCUCAAAAAACAGCGCAUCCGGAGACCAACUAUCAAACGCCACCGUCAUCUUCAGGAGCCGAUCGAAGACCUCGCGGUCAGAGAUCCAGCAAAAGAGGAAGCACUUUCCGGGGCGGCAGUCAACAGCUUCGACAGGGCAAGCUGUUUUCAAGGAACGGUUGGGAACCAAAUUUGCCGAAGGGCAAUUCUGGAGGCAUCUCAUCAGGCUUGCAUAAUCCUGAGCCAAAUGACUCUGUUGAGUUAAUGCCACGUCUUGGAUCCCCAGAAAUUCGGAGUAGACAGCCUUUGAGGCCGUUGUCGCCAUCGCAACAAAACAGCCAUAAUGAAGCUCCUUCAGAUCUCAUAGUCCGCGGGAGAAAAAGUCUACGCAAGGAACAUUCUGGGAAAUCUUUCGCCACAAUGGCCAACCCAUUUUCCUCAAUCAUUUCUCUUGGAGCUCCGCCACAGCCAGAGAUUACUACCGCGCGGGCUGUAUUGCAAUGCGAACUUUCCCAUAUGGACGACGGUAUGGCCAAUCACAACAUGCGUCCCCGUCCUGGCAUCAGAAACAAAAGUCGUUCAAAGUCUCGAACGCGUUCGAAGCGGCUCAAGAGCAGCAUGUUGGCCCUGGAGACUGCUACACUGGAUACGUUUGGGCUUGAGACAUGGAAAGAGAACUUCGACUUGAAGCUUCUGCUGGCCGUCGAAGAGCGACUAUCAGCGAUUGAUGAUUAUCUCAUGACAGGGGAUAUUCGCGAGGGACUCCUGAUAAACCACGACACCUUGGGUGCCGUCGAGGCGCAGCUCAAAUCAUUUCUGUACGAGCGCCUGGUGGAUGAGAGUGGCCAUAGAUGCGAAUUCGAGAUUGACUUGCGUCGAGCGAUGGCAGGAGAGCAGGCGUGA